Messenger RNA from Wallemia ichthyophaga EXF-994, 1221 nucleotides. RefSeq lists its product as uncharacterized. The transcript has 3 exons. Bases 1 to 1221 code for a protein of 406 amino acids. Lineage: Eukaryota; Fungi; Basidiomycota; Wallemiomycetes; Wallemiales; Wallemiaceae. Gene Ontology annotation, cellular component: mitochondrion. Gene Ontology annotation, molecular function: metal ion binding. The record is from RefSeq and is a predicted model, not a curated record.
AUGCAAAGGUCUUUAGUACUCAACUCUACCAACAACUUCAAAACAGCGUUCAAGCCCUCCCUCGCUAGCUCCAUUAACCUCGUUUUUAACGCUGGAACAAGAUUCGAAGACACUCAAGGUGUGGCUAACGUUUUAAAGAACUUUGCUUUUAGGGACACACAAAACCGCUCCAGCCUACGUCAAGUUAGAGAAGCUGAAGCUGCUGGUGGUGUUCUCUACUCUUCCCUUACAAGAGACAAUCUCACUCUCUCUGCUGACUUCAUCCCCGGCCAUGAAGACCUUUUCCUCUCUCUUCUCGCUGAUGUCGUUAAGUCGACCAAGUUCGCCCCUCAUGAAUACAAAGAGGUCGUUAAGCCUGCUAUCGAUUCUGAAGUAAACGCUGCUCAGCGUAAUCCUCUCAUUCAAGCCAUCGACGCUGCUCACACUAUCGCCUUCAGAAGAGGUUUGGGUAACUCUCUCUUCUCCGCAUCCGAGCAACCCGUAGACCUCCAAGACGUCAAAAAGUUCGCCAGUAAAGUCUACUCUGCCGACAACGUCGCCUUUUUAACUACCGGGCAAUCUGACUUUUCAUCCAACUUAUCAUCCUACUUCAACGACUUAACCGCAACUGGUCAAGUUAGCUCACAACCAUCCAAAUACUUUGGUGGUGAACAGCGCUAUAGCCUCUCGCACGAUGGUCACUCCCACCCAUCUGCAUUCAUCGCCUGGGGCUCAACCUCUCCAUCACCUGCUCACAACGUUUUAGCUGAAUUGUUGGGUGGUCAAUCUAACAUCAAAUGGUCGAGAGGUCUUUCACCUUUGUCUGCAAUCGAAGAGGGCAAUGUUAACGCUCUCAACUUUGAUUACUCUGAUGCUAACCUCUUUGGUUUCACUGUCGAAUCAUCAACCGACCUCAACGUCAAGACUGCUUCACAGAAAGCUGUUGCAGCUCUCAAGGCAGUUGCUCAAAAUGGUGUCGAAUCCGCUCAGUUACAACCUGCUAUCGCUAAAUCUAAAUUCAACUACACCCUCUACGCUGACUCAGCUCAAGGAUGGAAGCAACUUAACGGCGAAGGUCUCAUCAACAACAACCUCAAAUCACUCGAUCAAGUUCUCGGUGAAUUCGAUGGCGUAUCUACUACAUCCAUUCAACAAGCAGCUGCUCAUCUUCUCGACAACAAGGUCACUCUUGUCACUGUCGGUGGUAGAGACGCUCCAUACGCCGAUGAAUUGCAUCUCUAA